GAGGGAAAAGGGAGAGAGCAAAGCCCUGACGGAGGAGGAGGAGGGGAGCUCUCCCGUCAGUGCGCAUGCCUGGGACUCUGCUGCUGCUUGAGAGCAGCAGAUGAACGAAGCUCAGAGGAGGGAGAGAAAAAAAAAUCGCCGUCCCGAGGUGGCCGGCGCGCAUGCGCUUCCGCGUCUGAUUGAUGCCGUAUUGUGCGGGCUGCGAUCGCUUUGGAUUCGCACCAGAGAGAGAGAGAGAGAGUGGGGAUACGAGUUGUUACAUCGGUGCUGUAAUACAAGAGUGGCUCGAAUAAGAAAUACAGCAACAACAAAUCCACCUCGCUUUGAGAGGCCAUUCUGGCUUGCGAGGGUGAAUAGGCAAAUGCCCGGCUCGUAGAAGACAACGUGGUGUGUUGCUUUUUUUUGUGUGUGUGUGUGCGUUAAUUACAGUUUUAUUAUUUUAUUUCCUUAUAGCUCGAUCGCUCGCUCGCAGUAAAAUUGGCGCAGCGUACGUAUCCUUCAAAGCCACCCAAAAAGAUCAGUCGAGUCCCUGGGUAUCGGAAUUCGAUUUAGCGUUAACACACUGCAAGACGCGACUGGAAACUGUGAGUUCCCGUGCUCUGCUCGUACUCUGCUGCCGAUCGAUGUGUUUGCGGUAAAGAUUUAUUAGCCGUAUUGGGCUAUUGUGUUUUCAAUCGGGCUACUUGCCGUCACGCUCCGUUUUCCAUGUAAUAUUCAGCGCGCCCUAGGACCGAAGGAAACAAACAGGCACGAAUAUAUUAGCCACCGCGAGUUGCUCAUUCCUUCUCAAUUCGUCCAUCGCAAAGUGUUGGGUGCUGUCGCGGCUUUAGAGGAAGCGGACAGGGCCGCCUGAUAGUCGACGCAGGGGCGAUUUCGCGUAGCGGGGGAGCCUCUCUCUCUCUGCAGUUCUAUCGUUCGGUAGCAGCAGCACUAUCAUCAUCGUCAUCUAUCCGAAUGAGUGCAGUAGGAGCAGCAGCAGCGAUAGCUCCAGCCGACAGCCCGAACGCGUAGAACUUUGUAGCGGCCAGCUCGUGCUAUAUUGCGAGUUGCAGUCUCCAUCUGUUCAAAUAUACAUUCGUACAUUCGUUCGCCGUCUCCCUCGCGGUCACAGCGCAUCCUUGAUCACUCGGCAGGUCAUCUCGGCGGGAGAGACCGACGUGACAUUCGCUUUUCUGUUUUUGUUUUGUUCGUGUGUUUGUUCCGCGUUGCCCUUACACGCGCACACUCUCACUCUCUCUCGCACACACACUCUCUCUCACUCUCCCACAUGUCAUGCGUCCGUGCUAUUUAUACGUUCAUUUGUUUCGCCCGUUGCCCACGUCUCGUUGUGCCGCCGGCCCGGCUCUUGAUUGCUAGCGAGAUAGUAGUAGGGGGGGGGGCUCGGUCAAGCGCUCUUGCGAUAACCGCGCUGCGCUAAACAGCCCCACGCGCGACCCGAACGCGCGGUCCCCGCAUCCUUCAACGAGCAAUCGCGAGGCGACGCCAGAAGGUGGGGGGGGGGGGGUAAGGGCCAAGCGAAAAGAGCGAGACGAGAGAGGGCGAUAGGAGAGAGGGAGAUAGAGGGAAGAUCACUGAGAGAGAGAGCGAGCGAGCGAGUGAGCGAGCGGCGAAGUGCGGAGCUUUCACAAAGCGACAUUGUGCUGUUAAUCUCCUGUGACCCGCCACGUACCGACGCUCUUCGAGCAUCAUUGAGAACGUCAAGUGAGACCUUUUGUAGAUUUCCAGCUACGAAGAGAGCGCCUCCCGCUCCAUCAUCGUGACAGCGAUCCUCAGGGCAUGAAAGUGGACGCAAUAUCAGCAGCAGCAGCGACGGUAGCAGCUGCAUCGUUCCAGUCGUAUACCACCUCCGAUGCGGGACCCAAGCUCCAGCAAAGGGCGCGGCUGACAUGACUCUCACGUAAGCUGCUACCGGAGGAGGAGGGAGGAGGAAGAGAAGGCCGAGAGGUUCGGCGAAGGGAAAUAGGGGGGAAGAGGGGGGCGGGGAGGGGGGUGGUGGUGCCAGAAUUGGAUCUGCUGAAGUUGCGUCUUCGAAGCUCCACUCUGCGAGAAGUGAAAGUUACCAAGUUUGUUUUUGGCGUUCCUCGUGGUCUGCCACCAACGCGCUCGUGUGACGGAGCGGCCGGGUUAGAGAGGAGAGAAGCUCUCCCAUCAACCACAAGAGCCGCUUUUUUUUCAAAUUUCACAAAAAAAAACUUACCAGUGCUACCACUUAUUGCAAUUCAUCAAAUCACAACAUAUCGAUAUAAACCAACGACAUUUGGUCGCCAAUUCAUGGGCACUGUGUGAUCAUAACGUGGCGAGAAACAUCGUCGUCAUCGACCGCGAUAGCCAAACGGGACUGACGAGGCGCGCCGGCGUCAGGGAUUUGGGUCGUGGCAUCGUGGACACGCAGCGAGACGCGACUUUGGUGGCAUCGCUCCACCUGCCGCCUCCCUCGAUCACCCGCCUACAACAGACACGCGCGCACACACACGACAACACGCGCACGCACGCACACACAACGGUGGCAACGCGAAGCCGAGACAACAAAGAUAUCGUGGCACACCGUCGUCACGAUGACGAAGUCAGCGCGACCGCAGCUGACGGUGCUGCUCCUGUGCGUGACCUUGUGCGGCCACGUUGCGCGCCCGUCCUCCGAGGGGCUACCCCAGGCCUCCAGCCACGGUCUCAACGUCACCACGAACUCGACGGGCAUCGGGGCAUCGGUUCCCUUGCUCAAACUUGGGGUGGUACUCAGCACGAUGGCCAUGGUGACGAACUGGAUGUCCCAAACCCUGCCCGGCCUCGUGGGCCUAAACCUCACAAAGUUGGCUGGCGCUUCGGAUCCCGACAUGGACAAGAUCUCAUCCGGCUUCAUACCGAACCCGGACGAGGGCUGGCAGGUGUUCACCUCGGCCCAGGACGCGGACGGGAAGUGCGUGUGCACAGUGGUGGCGCCGCAACAGAGCGUGUGCUCGCGGGACGCUCGCUCCCGCCAGCUUCGCCAGCUGCUUGAGAAGGUGCAGAACAUCUCGCAGUCCAUGGCCGUCCUCGAUCUGCGCACACAGCGAGACAUCAAGUACAUCGAGGGCAUCGAGAAGCAGAUGAACGCCCUCGACAAGAUGUUCCAGGAGGCCAAGGAGGACCGCAAGGAUCUGCUGGCUCGGCACUUUCAGGAGCUGAAGGAGAAGAUGGACGAGCUGGUGCCGCUGAUCCCCGUGCUGGAGCAGUACAAGGCCGACACGCGGCUCAUAGAGCAGUUCAAGGCAGAGCUCAACAAUCUGUCGGUGGUGCUGGGCAGCAUCCAGGACGAGAUUGGUGGCAACGAGUUCGAGAGCCUGCAGCGGCGGGUGCUGGACCUCGAGUCGAGGCUCCACAGCUGCAUGCAGAAGAUAGCCUGCGGGAACCUGACAGGGAUCAGCAAUCCGGACACGGUGAAGACAUCCGGCUCGCGGUUCGGCGCGUGGAUGACGGACCCACUCGCCUCCGAGAAAGACAACCGGGUGUGGUACAUGGACAGCUACCUGAACACGCGCUCGGUGCGCGAAUACCGCUCCAUGGCGGAGUUCGCCACGAGCGACACCUUCGUGCUGCACCGCCUGCCGCACCCGUGGGCCGGCACGGGCCAGGUGGUGUUCAACGGGUCGCUCUACUUCAACAAGUACCAGAGCAACAUGAUCGUGCGCUACUGCCUGACCACGCGCACCAUCCUGAUGCAGCGCGUCCUCGACAAGGCCGGCUACAACAACAUCUUCCCCUACUCGUGGGGCGGCCACACCGACAUCGACCUCAUGGUGGACGAGAACGGCCUCUGGGCCGUCUACUCGACCAACCAGAACGCGGGCAACAUCGUCGUGGGCAAGCUGAACCCCAACACGCUGGAGCUGAUCCGCUCGUGGGACACGGGCUACCCGAAGCGGAGCGCCGGCGAGGCGUUCAUGAUCUGCGGCAAGCUGUACGUGACCAACUCGCACAUGGCCGGCGCCAAGGUCUACUACACGUACAGCACCAACUCGAGCACGUACGAGUACGUGGACAUCCCCUUCCACAACAUGUACUCGCACAUCUCCAUGCUAGACUACAACCCGCGCGACCGCGCCCUCUACGCCUGGAACAAUGGCCACCAGGUGCUCUACAACGUCACGCUCUUUCACAUCGUGGCCACCAGCAGCGCCACCAACAACAACGUGUGAGUGAGCGCGGAGGUGCCGCGGGUUUGGGGCGGGGGGGGGAGCG
Messenger RNA from Petromyzon marinus (sea lamprey), 4215 nucleotides. RefSeq names its product noelin-like. Gene Ontology annotation, biological process: signal transduction. Lineage: Eukaryota; Metazoa; Chordata; Hyperoartia; Petromyzontiformes; Petromyzontidae. The record is from RefSeq and is a predicted model, not a curated record.